CUAGCAACACUGACAAGAAUAAUUCAUUCCCAACGUUCGUUUCAGGAAGCGUCCAUUUCGGUUGAUGAAUUUGUUUUAAAUAUUGACAUUAUAUUGCUCGUUUCGACAUCAACAGAAUAGAUAAGUUACGCACAAAUAGUGGCAGUCGCGGACCAAUAACUAAUUGCCAGAAAUGUCGAAAAGAAAACCAUCGUUUCUUGUCGGGGAUGUUCUACCAGAUGACCAGAAUCUAAAUACACGCAGCGGAGCAUGGAGAACGAUGAUGGAGAACAAUAAUGACCCGAUGCUAGACAAGAAGCGCUUCCUGACAGGUGUGGCCUUACAAGUGCUGAAUGUGUUUAAGAGUCCCCGACACUGUCAGACAGUGAUUGUGGAGCACCUGAAGCUUUGCUUCAGCUGCAUUCUCCGUGCACUGCAAAAGGUGGGCGGGUGGCUUACUCUGAAACAACGUAAGAGAAAACUAGAACCAUCCACCACCACCGAUGAUGAUCCGAGACAGCUGGGCGAGCCGGCUAGGAAAUACUCCAAAACCAAUGAAACUGAGUCGUUCGAUUUGGCCACAUUAGCGGAUAAACUUGACUACGAGAGUGACGAGAGUCCGGUUUCCGACGUAGAGUCAGGCGGCAAUGAAGACUCUGAUCAGGAGAAUCGGGAGGAAAUUAAUCGACAGCUGCAACAUGUUGUCAGCGAACGGAAACGCACUUGGGAGCGCACAGGAUUGCACGAGCUUAUGGCUUCCAUCGAAGACCCGAGCCAACGUUUUAACAUGUUAAGCCAUGAAAAGGUGGAGAACUGGCUCUUUAACCGAUCGGCAGGGACGGCACUGGAAAUGACGCAAGGAAAGGAGAUGCGAAUGAGCGAGAAAAAUGAGGACGGCGAUCGGGUGCGUUUUCAUCGUAAACAACAAGUGACGGUCUCCAGUAAAGACGAUGAGGAUUCGCUCUACUCGGUGGACACAGCAAAGUACAUUCUCUCAAACAAGAACCGAAAGAACAACAGUUACAGUAAAAUUAAAGUUACAACUAUGAUCAAGCAGUAUACGGUAUCUGCAAACAAUACGACUGGAACCUUUCAUCCGAAGCUGCACUCUAUUAGCAGUUUUCCGGCCAUCGAGGAGGAACGCUCGCCCUCGGCGAGUGUGAUACGGCAGAUAUCGAAAUCUGAUUCGGCUUUCGAAGCUGCCGAAGAAGAGAUUCGUAGCCGCUGCACAACUAAAAGGCCCCAACCUCUGCCCUCGAUAGCGGCUGUAUCGACCGCCGAACCGGACAAAGGUAGCAGACGGAAGAAAGUGUUUAAAAAAACAAUUAAAAAGCGAGCUAACCCAAGGAGAAGUCCAAUUGUGAAGGAUCCCGUAUCGAGCCUUAAGUUUGACCAGGCCCUCCAAAGCGCAAUGGUCGUCAAAAAAGUACCACUCGUCAAAGCGAAACAGAAACGAAUCCACUGGAAGGAAACCAGUUACUUGGAGAAGUCCGAGCAAAGUAGUAGCGACGAAGCGGAUGACGACGUGUUUGUGCAGGCAAAACCGAAGCCGAAACCGAAGACACCGCCGAAGCGAGAAAUUCGAAGGAAACCAGUACAACGAUUGAACGAGUCGUCCGAGAAAGAACAGUCGCCGUCUAAGAAAGUAAGUUCCGCGCAGAAGAAAAUCGUCGAAAAGGAACUGGUCGAACCAUUCGAAUCGAUCUGUUUGAGUCCCACGAAAGCUAGGAUUACCCGUGCACGAGCACAACUUGAUUUCACAAAUCAAAACGACCAAACCACGAACAUGACGGCCCUCUUCAGCGGAGCGAACGAUAAAAUUACGAAUUCUACCGAGAUAAACAACACGACUGCAUCGACAACGAUGACUAACAUGACGUCCAGCAGUCGAGGUCGAAGACGGAACAUAUUCCCGGACCAGUCCCGCUGUCUUGUUAUAUUUGAGCCCAAGAAAAUUCAGCAGGACACUUCCGGUAACGAGCGGAUCCGAAUCACGAUGGCGGAUCUGAAACUUGAUCGCGUGACAAAACCUCGCCAUCUGGAGAAGUUUAAGAAAUUUAGCUGUGUAAUACACCCGAAUUCGUCGGUACGAUUUUUUCCAUCGGACUCGGAAGAGGACGAUGUGGCGCCCGCUUUGAGCAUUCCAACGUCCAUUUCGGAUGAGGAUGAGAGCUUUGACGAAGAUGACCCGAUAUUGACGUAUAACCCACGAAACACUGACCGGCUGAAUGUGAUGGAAUGUCCGUACGAUCCCUGAGAGGAAUGAAUCAUGAGGCAGUGCCUAACACGCGACACAGUGGUACUAAUGCUAGCGUUGUGCAGAUUGUAAAUGUUUAUAUUUUAGAGAUUGCGUUAUUCUGUAAGAACCCAAAAAUAAAUUUGACCGUUCCG
Molecule: messenger RNA, 2370 nt
Organism: Toxorhynchites rutilus septentrionalis
Lineage: Eukaryota; Metazoa; Arthropoda; Insecta; Diptera; Culicidae
Exons: 5
Coding region: 173-2236 (687 amino acids)
Source: RefSeq, a predicted model, not a curated record